Linnemannia hyalina is the source of this 1587-nucleotide messenger RNA. The record is from the annotation of a GenBank genome assembly. NCBI's taxonomy places the organism in Eukaryota, Fungi, Mortierellomycota, Mortierellomycetes, Mortierellales, Mortierellaceae.
AUGGUGACAGGCACACACAAGGCAGUCCGGGUGGCAGCUAUCGCCCUAUCUACAAUCUCCUUCCUCCUGCUCCUCAACACCCUCUUCAGGCACUCUUCCAACAACCCCCAUCCCACAAAACUCAGAGUCGAGGAGCCAGUGGUGGUUAUCUUAGUCCACCCUUCACCGACUCUCAACCGCGCCGAGAAUUUCGAAUUAAAGCGAGCCAUAGCGAGGACAUGGGCCAAGGACGCGGAGGAUUUUGGGGCAAGCAUCUUCUUUGUCGGAGAACAUGACGGUGAGACGGUGAUGCGGAGACCAGGCGAGUUCCAGGGCCGUGCACAGUCCCUCUCUAUGCGAUUCGUGGACCCAACAGACGGUGCUGAAGAAGGAACUUCUGGAGGAAGCGGUAAUGGGGGUAGAGGUGUAAGUACUUCCGGUGGUGCUAGUGGUGCUGGAGGAUCUGGCGGUGCUGGGGAUGAAUACUCCAAGCAGGAGCCCAUGCGCAAGAUGCUGAUCCCUUCAAUUCUCGAGAACGGGCAGGCUGACAGUGCAUCUGGCUUGCUCAAGGCCUAUCACUUUCUAUACAACAACACCAACUGGUAUGCAGGACCCAUGCUGCACACCUACCCAUUCAUUUUAACCACCGACACCACACACUACAUCCAUGUCGAGAACCUUGUUACGGCCCUCCUAUCUUCUCGCCCUCGCCGCCUCCUAACCAUGAAAGACGACCACUCCUUUACCGGAUCCUUCUCCGAAGCCUCAGAAUGUAGUGCCGAGGAUUUUGGCGACAAAGUACCCCCCGUCGUCGUCGACUAUCAAAGUUCUACUGCCGCCAAGAAGACGGCUUCGUUGCAACAUACACAUUGGACCUUGUCUGGGACCCAUUUGGUGUCGAGACAGUUGGUCGCACUGGUCGGACCACAUUUGCACCAAUGCGUCCUCAACAAUGGGUCUACCUCAUCGUCGCCAGUCAACGGGGACUCUUUAGAGGGCGGUGAAGCCUUCCAGGAAUGCGUCCAGCAAUGGGCCUCCCACCCACUCUUCUGGAAGAAUGGAUACUGUGGCCGCCUUGCCGCCCUCCGCUAUGACGCCUCUGCCCUCAACUCCCCUGGAUCUUACUCCUCCUACCCUCUUUCAACCUCCUUGUCGUCAUCACAAGGCUCGAUCCUAUCAUCGAAUACAAGAUCAACCUAUGAAGCGUUCGGACGAAAAGACCGGAGAGGACUCCUCCCCCUGUCUCCUUCGCCUGAAAAUUUCGAGUCAUUUUAUCAGAUGAAGCAACGCGAACGUGCUCAAGUCCAAGACAGGAGGGUGGAAUCAUACGACGAAGAAGAGGACGACAGUAUGAAUAGAGACGACGAGAACGACGAUUCUGCAAUAGAUGUCGGCAACGAUGACCAAAAUACCAUGUCUUCUGACGAGAGAAACGGGAACACCGUCGUCCGUGCGGCAACAUCAUCGGAGAACACGGCCGGAUCUACAACACACUGGAUCGUCGGAUCGGGAUUGACGCGGCCAGAAGAUUUCACACUCCUCUAUCAGGCCCUUAUCGAUCACGAAGCAGACGCCCAGCCAGACUACAACGAAUUCGACGACGAAUAA